AAAAAAACAUCAAUUAAAAUAGUUUAACAAACAUGAAAAACCACAUUCUGGCUUUCUUUCGUGUCGAUUAGAAAUUUCCGAUAACUUUGACAUGAUUUACCUUAAUUUAAAUCACGUUACUGUUAACAAUAAUGUUAAAAUGUAAACGACUAAAACACAAAGUUUUCGUGCAAAUAUUUUUUAACAAAAAUUAAUCCAGGUCUGCCGACUAUAUAAACAAGAAGUUGGUUAGGGGCCAAUAUUCAAUUUAUUUGGAAAUGUUUUCAUUUUGCGUUUCAUUGCUUUUAUUUUUAAGUAUUCUUGUGUACCUUUACGAUGGCUGUUCAGCAAAACCCAAUUGGGAAGCCACGCCCCUGUCAAUAGGCGGUACAACCACAAACCCUAGUGCCAUGGACAUGGAUCUGCGAAUUGAGCGCAUUUCCAGAUCCGAAUUUGGCUUUUCUGGGACAUUUUUCUGGAACAUUGAUAUGGAGGAUAGUGUGAUGGUGGAAAUGCGAAUUUUGAGUAGCCAUUCCGGUGACGAGGCUGACUACAAAAUGACUCCUUGGUCCAUUCCCCAGCAGAAGUUUACGGACUACAUCGACACCUUCUACAAGGACAUGCUGAGACCAAAUCUGGGAAAUUGCACCGAUAUGCCAGUUUAUGAUUCUGGCUAUGUACCGCCCUGGCCAAAAAUGACCUUCACUUUCAAUCGCUGCACUCUGAAUGGUCAGGGAUUACCGGAUAUUGUGGCCGAGGGCUUCUAUAGAGGUGAAGCCAUCAUCAACGCCCAACCAACUGUGGAGGUCAAUGUUUCGGCCACUCUUCGUAUCAAAACAAAAUUUUUCUAAAUUUUUUGAUCUAUUAAAAAUUCUAGCAAUUUCCUUUUUCUAUUUUCUGUACUCUUUUAGCCAACUGUUUUUGCUUUUUCGGCAUUCCCAAGGUGUGUUUGUGAGCCAAAUUCUGGCUGCAAAGAAACGAACGUCAUAAAAAUUCGCCGGACUCAGCGGGGAGGGACAAAAUGAACCUGGCCAGGUAGAAAUCGCUUAAAGCCAGCUGACGUCGACCAGGCAGGCAGUUGGAGUGUGAAAUUGGCAAGACAUGUUUGGAAACUGUUGUGGCAAGAGUGAAAAAAAAAAACACAGAGUUUGUGGUAGGAUAGUCAGAGGGUGAAGGAAAGGCGAGGGAAAAAUUGCACAAAGUGUAGCUGGCACUGAGAGAAAUUAGGGCUUAAAAUAAGUCACAAAGUUGAGGGAAAAAAAUAUCUUUCUAUUAAAUAUCUUUCUUAAAUUGUAUCUAUAAAGUUUAAGUAUCUCAAAGUGAGAUCUCCUAACUUUUUCCUGUGUACUUUCCCCUCGUUUUCUCCCCCCCUUUGGAAAAUGCAAUUCGAGUUGCAUUUCAAGUGAAAACUCUGCCACAGUUGCCUCGGCUAAUUUAUUGCAAAUUGUUAAAAGCUACAACGACGAAGGCGACGCUGCUGCCGGCUGUCAACUGAUGACAGCAGCAAACUCUGCUCCUCCCCUCUUACCCCCCUUCUUCACUAUAAACUCUUUUGGCCGCUGCUGCUGUUAGCUGUGUUUUCCCCAUUUUCAGGCUGCUCCCCUUGUUGGCUGGUUUAGCUUUUUAUUUAGAGUGAACCACAGUUGCAUGGAAAUCGCUGUGAUAAAAUCACAGAUCUUUAUUAAUCAAAGAUUUAAAAAAAAAUAUACUUUAUGAAUUAAUUAAGAUUCAGAAUAUGUAAUUUCUCCAUAUUAUUGAAAACUAUUUGAAAUGAUUUUAGUACUUAAACCUUCAAGUUAGUUUAUUUUCUUUAUAAAAAAUAUUCAGUCAAGUCUUUAAUCUCCAAAAACUUGUCCAAAGUACAUCCUAAAAAUUCUCUAAAAUAACAUUUAACCAAAUUAAUUACAUUAAAUAAUAAAAAUAUAUAAAAUCAAGCACCUAUCACAUUUAAUAUGCUUUUCAAAAGCUUAAUCUUGUGUAAAAUUGUAAAUUUUCCCUCACAAACGAGACGAUUCGGAUCAAAACAGCGUUUAAAAAGCCAAUUAAUUUUGUUGCAACGAAAAGCGGUGGUGGCUCACCCUGAUUAGCAUACAGAGGCAAUACUAAAACAAGCAACAACCAAUUUGCAUUUAGCCACCAUCCAUCUAACUCACACAAACAUACUUAUACAUACGAAACCCGCGAUUGUCCCAUCUGUUGGCGGUUUGAACAUUUUGCGGCAUUGACAAUAUCAAAUUGUUAUCUGGCAUAAAAUAAUUACAACGUUUUAAUGCAGACAAAAUAGUUGUCGUUGUCGUUGUUGUUGGCAGUUCGACGGUUGCAAGUUGCUUUUGUGGUUGUUGCCUGUUGAUAUUAUCUUUGUUGUUGUUAUUGUUGCUUUUUGCUGCCAAAGUUUAGCUGCCAAUUUGAGUGGCAAUAAAAGCGCGUGUGCGACAGCAAAGAGAUUUCAUUUUCAACGUUGCCAUGGUUAGUUUUAGCUGCUAGUGCCGCUAAUUAACCAAAAACGCAGCCAAUUAGUUGGACUAACACGGAAAAACGUUGCACUUGCCAUGGAAACUGCAGGGAGUGGUGCACUGAGAGAAAACUAUUAUUAUUUUUAUUUGAUUUAUUCAGUUAAGUUAGUUAGUAUCAAAGAUAAAGCUAUCUUAGUGUUUGGCUAUCUUUAAAAAGGUUAAUAACUUGGUGAUGGGGCUUGGAAAAUGGCUACUUUUUCAGAGAAUAUUAUAAAGUAAUAUAAAAAUAUCAAAGUUUUUCAUCUGACGGUUUCUUAUCUUAAUAUAUUUCUUAAUAUUUUAUAAAUCUAAAAAGGUUAUACUAAUAAAACCCUUAAAAAAUUCAUCAUAAGGUCAGAUUGGAAAAGGAAACUUUUCACAAUUUUCUUGAAAUAUUUAAUAUAUCCUUCCCAGAUUUUCUUUAAGUGUCUUAAGCUCUAAUUUCUGACUUGUUUUCAUUUGUGUUUUUGGAAUUUGAUUGCGCGAUUUACCCAGAUAAUGCCUAGGGACACCGGUAGAGUGAAUCAAACAAGGCCAGCUAAUUAUUUCGAUUGCCGGGCAAAGAUUGUUAAUUAUUUUAAUCCCUCUUAUUGAUUAUUUGUAAAGUUUUAAACAAGCUUCAUGACUAUAUAUAUACUUUAUAUACAUAACAAAUAUUCCCCAAAUAACCGGAAUAAUCAUUUUAAGCGUUAUUUUUAAUCGCCAUUUGGUGUUUAUUAUUAUAGCCUUUCAACGACAUCACUUAACUUAUUUAAAAACCAAAUGGAACUUGUUUAAAAAAAAGAAACAACCUUCUGAUUAAGUGAUAUAUGCUCUAAUUCAACUAGUUAAUUAUGCUAACUAGCUUAGUUUAUGGCUAACAUUUCCGUAUUUGCAACUAAUUAAAAAGCUAAGAUCUAUGGAAAACUCUCCAGCAAUUUGCAAUGCUCAUUGAUAGAAAAUUUGCGAAAUGAAAUGCAUUAGACUGUGGGCAGGCAAAGGUUAAAUUAUGUCUGCAUUCACAGAGAGAGAUGCGGCGGCAGCAAUAAACAAACACAAAAGGGGGAGGUGACAGGAGGGGGAUAGUCAGUCAGAAUGCAAAGCUUGUUAAAAUUCAUGUAAUGCAUUAACAGAGAACAACAACCACAAAUUACACACACACACACAGAGAGAGAGAGAUAGGGGCCAGAAGAGGGGCCAAACGAGGGGCUGCUGGAUCUACUGAGUCAAAAGGCCGACGGGCUGCAAUGAAAAGGCAAUUAAAGCGCAGUGGAUGAGGAGGGAAGGCAGGCAAAGAGAGAGAGAGAGGGACAGAUAGGUUCCAAAGGGGGGGCAGCUAAAACAGUGGAAGGGGAUAAUGCUGCUGCUGCUGCUGCCACUGCUGUUGCCGUUGCCGUUGCAGCAAUCAAUUGCAUGCUUCAAUGGACAAAUAUACGAGCAUAGACAAGUGGAGAGCCGGCUCAGAUAGACAUGGCCGAUACGGACGCCAAAGCAAAUGCGUUCGCUCAACUACAGUGGAGAUUGGCUAAAGUAAACUAAUAAUAGUUUACAAAAAAAGUUACAAAUUUGUUAAUUUUUGGUUAUUUUGUUAGAAAAUCCGUUCAAUUUCCCCAACUUAGUUUAACCCAUAAACCCAAGUAGUCCUCUUUAUCGACAGCCCACUGUAACUGCGUUUGUUCAUCUGUAUGUUUGCCAGCCCCAACUGUAAGCCUGUAUGUAUCUGUGAGUUGUCCACGGCAGACACCCGUGGGACGGACGGAAAAGCGACUAGAUGGACUCAACUAGAUAAAAAACCUUAGUUGGCUUGGUGCCCGGCCAAAAUGAGGAAUACAAGUGAAGAGCUGGAGAGGCUUUGAGUUGCUCUAGACUGGGACUGGGGUUGGGGCUGGGGCUGGGUCUGGGGUGUUCAGUGUUCGAAGCUUAGAGCUUGUAACUCCAACUCCAAGUCUGCAUCUUCAUUCGCCUCCUUCGACGGCAGUCAAGUGGAACGGCACAAAAACUUGUUAACUUUUUUUUUCGCUACAAAAGGUUCGAAGAGUGCCAAGUUGAGUCAAUCAACUGGCAACCUG
Drosophila eugracilis is the source of this 4519-nucleotide messenger RNA. RefSeq lists its product as uncharacterized. The record is from RefSeq and is a predicted model, not a curated record. Lineage: Eukaryota; Metazoa; Arthropoda; Insecta; Diptera; Drosophilidae. The coding region runs from base 258 to 830 and encodes 190 amino acids. The transcript is spliced from 3 exons.